Messenger RNA from Fusarium coffeatum, 789 nucleotides. RefSeq lists its product as uncharacterized. NCBI's taxonomy places the organism in Eukaryota, Fungi, Ascomycota, Sordariomycetes, Hypocreales, Nectriaceae. Gene Ontology annotation, cellular component: mitochondrion. Gene Ontology annotation, biological process: fatty acid beta-oxidation. The transcript has 6 exons. Gene Ontology annotation, molecular function: enoyl-CoA hydratase activity. The coding region runs from base 1 to 789 and encodes 262 amino acids. The record is from RefSeq and is a predicted model, not a curated record.
AUGAACAAUCUCACAGACCUCAAGCUCUCCAUCGUCGAAGAGACAGGUGUUGCAACGAUCCAGUUCAACAGACCUGCAAAGCGCAAUGCCUUUGCUCAGAAGACCAUCGAUGAGAUCGUGGCUACUUUGGCCUACCUCGACUCGGUGGAGUCUGUGCGUGUCGUGGUUCUGACUGGUGGACCAGAGGGCCAUUUCUGCGCGGGGAUGGAUCUCAAUGAGCUGGUUGAGCUGUCUACUUCCAAGGCACACCAGAUCGCCUUUCUCAAGGAUUUGACUGAUGCGCUUGAUCGAUUCACCAAGCCGAUCAUUGCAGCCGUUGUAGGCUAUGCUUUGGGUGGUGGGUUCGAGAUUUCUCUUGCUUGCGACAUCAUCUACGCCGCCGAAGAUGCCAUGUUUGGUCUCCCCGAGGUCAAGAUUGGAACGAUCCCUGGAGCUGGGGGUACACAGCGUCUGGCACGUGCCCUGGGCAAGCACAAGGCCAUGGAAUUCGUACUGACAGGCGAACCUGCCAGCGGUGCAGAGUUUGAGCGUCUUGGAGUUGUUACCAAGGUGUUCCCCAAGGCAGAUGUUUUGCCUGCCGCUACUGCUCUAGCUGAAAAGAUCGCUAGACUUUCGGGCCCGGUUAUCAAAACGGCUAAGCAAGCUGUUUUGACAGUGGAAAACAGUACCCUUAGUGCUGGGAUGACCCAUGAGAAGGCGCUUUACUACUCUACUUUUGGCCUGAAUGAUUUCCAGGAGGGUAUCCAGUCCUUCCUCCAAAAGAGAGCACCUACGUUCAAGCACUCUUAA